GCCGCCGGAAACCCGGCGCUUGCUGCCGCUGCCGCUGCGCCCCGAGAAGUUGGUGCGGAGGCGAGAGCCGUGGGGCCCGGCCCAACACCGCCCGGCACGGCUCGGCUCGGCUUGGCAUAACCCGGCUGGGCUCGGUUCGACCCGGGCAGGCUCGGCUCGACUCGGCAUGCCCGCCCGCCUGGAGCCGAGCGGUACAGCGGGGCGGUGGCGGAGCCCCUGAGGAGACGGCGAGGAGCGAUCGGUCCCGGCCCGCCAUGGAGCAAGAUACAAAGGAGGAGGUGUCAGAGAAACCCAAGUCUGCUCCACCUGCAGAGAAAUAUGGCUGGAUUAAGAAAAGCAGUGGAGGGCUCCUGGGAUUGUGGAAGGAUCGCUACAUCCAGCUACGGAAAACACAGCUCGUGGUCUAUGAAGAUGAGGAUGAACAGAAAUGCAUAGAAACAGUGGAACUGGAGAGUUAUGACAAGUGCCAGGAGCUGCGUGCGCUACUGAGAAGGAAAAACCGUUUCAUUUUAAUCCGCUCCCCGGGUAAGAAGGUUCAUGACAUCAAAUUUCAAGCUUCAACUUUGGAAGAAAAGGAAUCAUGGAUAAAAGCUCUUAAUGAAGGGAUCAAUAGAGGCAAAAAUAAAAUAUUUGAUGAGGUGAAAGUUGAUGAGAGCCUUUCCCUGGACCAUGUAACUCGGGACAGAGUGAAAGUGGCCCACGGGCGCAGGCCGCCCACGAGAAGUCACUUAAAAGAGGCUGCCAAGUCUACAUCAGAUGGUAUCCUGAGGCUAGAUCUGGAUAUAGUAGACAAUGGACCGCCACAUUUUGAUUCCACUGUCAGCGAAAGUGACAAUAUGCUACCCCAGAAAGAAACUCCAAAGCCACCUAUGCCACCUGCAAAACCCACUGGCACAAAAGACAACCAAGAUGCAGAGAAUGCUUCUGACCAGGAACUUAAAAAACCUCUGUCUCCUCCACUGCCUCCAGAUAAGAAGCUUAAUGAAAGCGUCACAUCAAAGGACAAUGUAAGCCCAGAGGAGAACGUGGAAGAAUCCCAAGCACCAAGUGAGGACAACAGAGAGAGCCUCAUUGAGGUUAGCAACAAGGGCAUAGCUAAAGCUCCAGUUGCCCUUCCCAAGAGUGUGCCAGACAAGCUAAAAGUAGCUUGGGACCAACCAAUCUCUGAGCCUAAAAUUAUAGAAGACUUGAAAUCAUCAGGAGGGAGUAGCGAAGAGAACCUUGCUGAGACUGAUGCUGCAGAUGUUACAAAGCCUCCUGUUCCUCCUAAAGUUCUGUCAGAAAAAAUGCUAGCCACAAUGAACUCCAGCCAUGGUGACCUGGAAGCUGGGGGCUGUGAAGACCUGGAGUCUGGCAGCACCAAGCCCCCAGUGAAUGGGAUUGCAGCCAGUGAGGUAGCAGAGUUCACAUCCCCAACAGUUGAAACUGAAGAAGGAAAUGGGGAAACCACUGCUGAGGAACAGCAAACUUCAACAGAAGAGACAGAGACUUCCUUAGCUGCAGAAAGUGGCCAUGAGAGUGUAAAAGCAACUACUGAGAAGAAAGUGUCUGCAGAAAGCACUUCAGUUCUUAAACUUCGCAGUUCUUCUCUGGGAGACCUACUGUCUGAUCCCAAAAGUAGGCAGAGAGUGCUUCCAAGCCAAGGUUUCCCCGAGGAUUCCCCUCACUGCUUAUCUAAAAUGGAGGAGAAAGUGGCUAACGAAAGGGAAAAGGCAGAAAAACUGCUGCAGAAGGUUUUACGUGAGGGCUUGGAGCAGGCCCAGGAGGGGAACGGACCCCCAGUGAUGGCAGAGACAUUGCUGAACGAGGCAGUAGAACAGCUUCGGCAAGCCACACAGGUUUUGCAAGAAAUCAAAGGUCUUGGAGAACUGAAAAAAGAAGCAGCACAGAAACAGAAAGAAAAGCAAAAGGAUCUAGUGACUCUUUACAGGAGAAGUGCUCCCUGACGUUCUCCUCAAAGAUACUUCUUCCUCACAAUCAAAGCUAAACAUUUGCCAUGUACAGGUUUGUACUAUUGCUAGGCCAGUGUUUGAAAGGUGGUGUUUGGAUGGGCACACACCCUUGGGACAGAACUGAGCUUUCAGUGAUAGCAUCUUUCUCCCUUUCUUCAUGCUGUACAUACCAGGAUGGUUCUGAUUUUCUUAGCACAGCAGAAGGUUACAAGACACUGAAGGGUUUCAAAAUGUGAAUGUUCUCUGAGGACUCUGUCCAAAGUCCUUUUCAUGAUCAGGCCUUAAAGAUUACUGGUACUCAAAGCAAGCCAGCUUUUGAAAGGAGCAGAAUGGUUACUCUAGCAAAAGCCCCUGUCUAUCUGUAUUUACAACAAGCAGAGACCAGAUUCCACUGGCACCUAUCUGCUCUUCUCAGUUAAAUCACUUAGGAUAAAUGUAGUCAGCGUUUGUUCACUUGCUGGCAAGGUUUCCCAGACCACCUGGCCCAGUGACAUCUAGGAAUGUAAAGAUAAAUGGUUUAAUCUUCUCUAAAGAUACUCAGAAAACCACAAUCACAGUUAAAAAGUGACCUCACAUGGAGGCAAACAAAACUGGCCAACUCUUGACUACAAACAGUGUCCUCAGCUCUGGAACAGCUCUAUGCAGGCACUUUCUGAGUCUGACCCUGCAAAGUUUUAAGUGUGCUAAGCACUGCUUAAGCAAACACAAGUCUUGAUGCAGCAUUGCUAAUCAAGUUUUAAUUGUUCCUGUUUCAUUAAUAGGGAGACUGAGGCAAAGAGCAGGUUAUUCCUGGCCUUUGAAGGAGUGUCUUCUAGCAGCACAAUGUGUUGAUGAUUAUUGAGGACCAUACCUCUCUGCUAACUCUGAAUCCCCUUACCAUCACUGGGAACAAUUAGCCAGGUGUCUGGAGAACUUGUGUCCAGGAGGUCCCCAGGAACUUCCUAGAAGAGUUGUCAUUAAGAAGCUUUAGGGAUGUGAUUCCCUUAGCUGGAGGCUCACUCUUUGUGUUGUCUUGGGAUGCCGACUGACAAGAGCAUGCACAGCAGGCAGCAAGUGGAUGAGAUUGCUCGUCCUAUUUAACACAUCUCUACCUGCUGGGUCCUGGCUAGCCCAAGUUUGGCACAGACAUCUGUAACUGGAGUAGAAAGGAGGAAAAUGCAGGGAAAGUCAUUUUGCAUGCACAACUCUGGGGCUGGUCUCGGUGGGUUAAGUACAUUUAAAAUCAAAAUGCAUUGCUACAGAAGGGUGUCAGGGUGGCAGUGCAGAAGGCUCUAGCACAACUCCCACAGCUUCUCUGCCCACCUGCUGAAAGCAGCCACAGUUCACAUGGUCCUCAGUGAUGAUCACUGUGAUAAAAUCCUGUCUUUGUACCACUGCUGUAUGGCCCCAUAGCUGAGCUGGGUCCCCUCCCCCAUUCCCUGCAGUUGCUCUGAGAAGAAUCAUAUUAACAGUCCAAAGGACUUCUCCUUUGCUUAAGCCAGACUUUGGAAGCAUGGAAAAGGGUGAUCUUCCCAGUCUGGUUUUAAGAAGCGACACAAUACCUGAGCUUUUUUUCUCUCAUUUGUCAGCACCCCCCUCUUGGUUCACCCAUUUAUUUUUCUUCCAGUCUUUCCUUUAUCAUUUCCCAUGUUCCACAAGGCUGCAGUGGGCUGGAAACGCUCCCUGUAGCAGCAGCAGUUCAGAAAAGCUUCAUGUGAGGCUCUUCAUAGGCUAGGCAAUAGGCACUUCAGGUCUGAGCACAGAAAAGUUUGGGAUUCCAGAUACCCUCUUUUUCACCACUUAGAGCCAACAAGACAGGUAGUGGCUAAAACUGAUGCUUCUUCCUCUUUUGGUUAAAGCAGCCUUGGUUUCAGUGGUCUGUCAUGUCAAGACAGCCACAUGGGAAUUCCCUUUUUAUUCUCUCACAUGGAAGGGUCUACAACAGUCAAACACUCAGGGCUGAAGUGCCAAAAACUUUUGCUUUGAGACAAAAAAAAUCCCAAGUCCUAAGCCCACUCCCAGGCUCCACUCGCUGGAGCAAAGUCUGGGUCUGUCAUUUGCUGCUGUAAAUUCAAUGUGAUUCAAUGGGUCUUAGUCACCUUUGCAGGCAUACUUAGGACAAGAGCUAGUAACAGACAAUAUUCAGUGCCUAUCUGCUGGCUAAAUGUGUUUUCCUGCAUGUGCACUUUUGUUUACCGAACACUGUGUGGUAUGAAUGUGAGCUGUCAGAAGCUGGCAUGCACUGGAAGCUGAGGGACAUCAGCUGGGAUAGGACAGGGAGCAAUGGAUGGAAGCUGCAGCACAGGAGAUUCCACCUCAACACAGGCAGGAGCUUCUUUACUGUAGAGGUCACAGAACACUGGAACAGGCUCCCCAGAGAGGCUGUGGAGUCUCCUUCUCUGGAGGCUUUCAAGGCCUGUUUGGAUGUGUUCCUCUGUCACCUGAGCUAGAUUGUAUGGUCCUGCUCUGGCAGGGGGGUUGGAUUUGAUGUUCUCUUUGGGUCCCUUCCAAGCCCUGACAUCCUGUGUGUGAUCAGCUCCAGAGAGCAGGCAGGCUUAUGCAAGAUGCAGUUCUACAAAGAGGGAUCAAUUAGAUGGGUUAAAAGAAAAACAAAAAACCCCACCCAAACCAGUUCACACUACCAGGAAUAUACACAAACUCUGGAUAGAUGUUCAUCUUAGUGCCAUGGUCUGGUAGAUUGGAUAGGGCUGGGUGAUAGGUUGGACUGGAUGAGCUUGGAGGUCUCUUCCAACUUGUCUGGUUCUAUUUUAUUCUAUUCUAUCUCAAAGCUGAAGCCAGUCCUAAACACCAAAGUGAGCAAAUCAAAGCCCGGAACUGAAAAGGCAGAAUGUAAACAGCUUAUAUGGGAUAGCUCAGUCCUCUAGUUUAUAUACAAAUCCUUUUGCUCAUGCAGGUGUUUUCUUGUGGUGGUGUGUUCUGUGGGGACCUGUCUGGCAAAGUGCUGAUGAAAAUACAGCCAAAACCUUAUAUUUACUGUAAAUUUUUAUAUUAUACUGAAUAUUCUAAUGAAUAACUGCCUGACCUUUUACUGAAUACCCACCAGGAGGAAUCUUAACAGACAGAACCCCCUGUAUCUGUUAGGAAAUGGGCAAGUUAAAUCAUUUUAUAAGCUACAGCUAGUUGUUUUAUUUGCUGUACUAACCAAACUUACUAGAUUUGUACUAUAGCUUGUAAAUAUGUAUAACUUAAGUGGAAUCUCAGUAGCACUCAGUAACUACUGCUGCAAAUGCUAUGAUAGAGACUCUUUGAUUUCAACUAUUUUUUCUAAUAGAGUUGGCAGUUCAUCCCAAAAUAUCUCUCCUGGCCAGAAGCCUGAUUCAUCUGGACUUUGCAGGAAACAAUGCAUCAUGUUCCUUCUGCAGUUUUCCCACUUGUUCUUCUCAUUCUGGUCACGAGCCAGGUCUUGCCUAAGGCUGGAAGCUGCCUUCUGGAGUGUUUUUGCACACUCCUCUGAAAAUUCCCUGGAGAUGUUCAAGAAAAAACUGGAUGAGGCACUUAGUGCUAUGGUCUAGUUGAUUGGACAGGGCUGGGUGAUAGGUUGGGCUGGAUAAGCUUGGAGGUCUCUUCCAACCUGGUUGAUUCUAUGAAAUGGCAGUGCUAGACAGUCAGAGAUAGGAUCCUGAUCUGCUCUGACCUUGUACAGCAGCUCCCAUCUUCAGUGUACAUCUUCCCAACAAGCACCUUUUUUUUUCUUAUGUCUCAUGUCUCUCUUUAACCUUACAUUUAAAUUUACAUCUAAUUUCUGGAUGGACUAAGUCUAUUUCUCGUGCCUGAAACACUCUGCUCAUGGAGCAGUGGGGUGUGAGUCUCUGGUUUAGGCUGCGCCACCAGGUUAAUGCACCUGUGACAGGAAGGAAGUUGAGUUUGUAAGCAAGCAAAUGUGGGUGACUAUCUGUAAAGCAGCUGCUGCAGCUGCCUGUGGAAGGGCAGCACUUUGUCUCCUGCUUGUAAAGAGCUUUGAGAUUUGGCAAUAAAACCCCUCUUUUAAAUA
Pogoniulus pusillus (Red-fronted tinkerbird) is the source of this 5943-nucleotide messenger RNA. It is a transcript of the gene PLEKHO2, whose product is annotated as pleckstrin homology domain containing O2. Gene Ontology annotation, biological process: macrophage apoptotic process. NCBI's taxonomy places the organism in Eukaryota, Metazoa, Chordata, Aves, Piciformes, Lybiidae. The transcript is spliced from 6 exons. The record is from RefSeq and is a predicted model, not a curated record. Bases 255 to 1946 code for a protein of 563 amino acids.